Messenger RNA from Eimeria mitis, 9042 nucleotides. RefSeq lists its product as uncharacterized. The record is from RefSeq and is a predicted model, not a curated record. Bases 1 to 9042 code for a protein of 3013 amino acids. The transcript is spliced from 15 exons. Lineage: Eukaryota; Apicomplexa; Conoidasida; Eucoccidiorida; Eimeriidae.
AUGGCUUCUCCGGGAAAGGCGGAACUGCGAAAAGUGACGAUUAACACGAAGCAGGGUUCAAAUGCCAGUGAGAGAGCCUUCAGCUUCGAGCCUGGUCCAACUCAAUCGGCUGGGCUAACGAGGAAACUUGAAGUGAAGGGAGCUGCGCUGCAUCCACCGGGUUUCUUUACCAGUUGGUCCUUCCAGAUGCAAAAGGAGGCCCCCAUGAGCCGUCAAACUGAAAGGACGGGGGGCCACAGCGUGCUGCAGGUGUUUGAGAAGGUCCUUCAAGGAGUCACGUACACCAAAAAAGUUACUCUAAGAAACCGCGAGAAGAUUGGGAGGCGUCUGCGGCUUGAAGUAGACCCUCAGAGUCCUUUUCGUCUUUCCCCACUGAAAUAUCCCGUCGAUGAUGUCUCCAUACACCCCGCAGGCGCCAGCAGCGGAGACCCCCAAGGCGCCUCGCGCGUCUCAGGCAUUGUAGCAACGGGAAUGUGCGUUCAGGUGGUGGCGAGGAAAGAGCAGCCGCUGCUUUUGUCGUUGCCCCGCCAAUUGACAUUCGCUGCAGUGCGGCCCGGCGAGGCGGCUGUCCUUGAGCUGCCCUUGAAGAAUGGGGGCGGCGAAGCUGUCCUCAGGCCGGUGGUGGUGGCAGCUGCUGCUGCUUCGAAUGCUGCAGCUGCUGCUGCUGUUGUGCCCGAGCACACACAACCUACCUCCGCUGCACCUGCUUGCGGACGACCUGGAACACCCCCCGUAGCCGCCGCUGCUGCUGUUGCUUCAGCUUCUUCUGCAGCUGCUGCUGAGGAUUUGGUUCUCUCUAGGAUGUCAUACACGGAGGAUGCAGAUGCCUUUGCUGUGUCUGCUGCUGAGGUGUUGUUGCCUCGGGGCUCCCAAACGUCUUCUCUUCUGUUGCGUUUCCUUCCGCGUCGUCCCGGUCGUUUUGCUGCUGCUCUUCUGCUGCAGUCGGUUGGCUCUUCAGAGGAGGGGGCCCCCUGCCUCGGCGUAGUCGAACUGAGGGGAGAAGCAGAGGCUGCUGCGCUGACCCUUAGAGACUUCUGUGGGGCCCCCUGGGCCUCAGGCCGCCUCUUGCGGCUCUGCGCGGCUCUCUCCUCCUCGCUCGCUGCUGCACCGCAAGACGCUGCAGACGCACGCACUAUAAAGAAGAUGAUCAAUGCAGAUGCAGCAGCAGCAGACGCUGCAGUAGCAAACGCUGCAUCCGCAAACGAUGCAGCAGUAACAGCAGCAAACGAAAUCAGCAGCAGAGAGUGCCAGGCUGAGACCCCCUGCCCUCUUGAGGCCACCACCAUACAAACAAUCGCAAAAUGCAUGCCACGGAUAAUCGACUUCGGAUGCACUCUGCGCCAGGGGCCGCCCAUAUCCCGUACUGUCACCCUUUGUAACGAAGGCAGACUGCCUAUACGCGUCCAGUGGCGCCCCUCAGCAGCAGCAGCAGCAGAUGGUGCUGCAGCAGCAGACAGUUCAGCAGCAGCAGACAGUUCAGCAGCAGCAGACAGCGGAGCAGCAGCGGACGGUGCAGCAGCAGCAGACGGUGCAGCAGCAGCAGACACUGCAGCAGCAGCAGACGGUGCAGCAGCAGCAGACACUGCAGCAGCAGCACAAAGUGCAGCAGCAACAUGCGAAGCGUUUUCUGUGUCUCCCGCUGAGGCUGUCAUCCCAGCCCUCAGCUCCGUCCCUUUCUCCUUCACCGUCGACCCGCGGCUGCUGCCAGCCAGCCCCCCAGACAGCAGCAACAGCAGCAGCAACAAGGACCGCGACAGCAUCUCAUUUUCAUGUGGAGUUUCUCUUUGGAUUCUCGGUGUCUCGCGCUGGGCUCUUCUUUCCCCUCCGGCGCUGCUGAGGCAUUUUGAGGGUCCUCCUUUCAUCUCCUCACAGCAGCAGCAGCAGCAGCAGCAGCAGCAACAGAACAACGACGAGCUGCCGCUGCGUUGGCUGCCGCUGCUGCUGCCUCCCGAGUCGGCGACUCCUGCUGCUGUGGACUCUGAGAACGAUGGACCGGAGGCAGCAGCAGCAGCAGGAGCAGCAGCAGCAGCAACCGCUGCAGGUGGAGACAUCAAGGACUGGCAGCUGUUGCAGCUGCAGCAAUGCGUCUCCCUAGAGCGUUCAAAGGUGCGCAUCUACCCUCUGCCGCAGCUGCGGGGCCGCGCCGCUGCCUUCAGGCUACGGCCUGCUGCAGUGCAGUCCAUCCCCUUGAGGCUCUGCAACGAGGGGGGGUCCUCCGUCCGGCUGGCUGUACACCCUGACGGACGCGCACUCAAAGCCUUUGCUGUGGGCCCACAGCCCUUCGGUUAUUUUUGUGUUUCCUCUGAUGGCGGAGGCCUCGUCGCCCCGCACACCGAAGGCCAGCUGUUGCUGCAGCUGCUGCCCCUUUGCUGCGGCUCCAUAUCCCUGCAUCUUCCUCUCUCUGUCUUUCCCCCUCACCCCACAAACAGCCACCCAAGGGCUGCUGCUCUGGAGCCGCAAACACCAGAAGCAGCAGCAGCAGCAGACGGGGGUGCUGAUGCUGCAGCAUUAGGCAGUCAGACAGCAGCAACGAAAACAGCAGCAGCAGCAGCAGCAGCUGAGGAGCAGCAGACUGUGACCGUUCCGGUUUGUGUGGAGGUGGCGGUUCCCCUCGUGGCGUCGCCGUGGCCUCCGCAGCUCAGCUUCGGCACUGUCCGGGCGCACACGCGCAGCAGCCGCGGCCUCCUCGUCCGCAACAAUUCUCAGAGUCCUGCUGUCGUACGCAUUCGAAUACCAGCAUCAGCAGACACAGCAGCAGACACAGCAGCAGACACAGCAGCAGAUACAGCAGCAGAAGCAACAGCAGCAGAAGCAGCAAACCCCUUCUGUAGUGCAGUCACCGACUCCGCCCUGCUGCAGGCAGUGAGGGCGAGCGCCGCAGGUCACUUCCCUUGCCACUUCGCUUCUUCGCUUGUGCGCACCCCUGUAGAGCUGGCAGCACACUCAGCAGCAGCAGCAGCAGCAGCAGCAGCAGCAGCAACGGCAGCAGCAGGUACACUUUCAGCACCAACAGUACCCCCGUUAGCACCGUCAUCUGCGGCAGCAACGGCAUCAGGCCAUUCAGCAAAAGCCGCUGCUGCUGCGAGCCGCACUGGGGAUACGUCUCCAGCAGCAGCAGCUGAACGAGCAGGGGUUGCUGCUGCCUCAGUGGGUGCGGCAGAAGAGCCGGUUCAACGUUUACCCUCUUGCAUGAAGUGUCUGUGCAUAGACAAGUCGUUGCGUUCUGCUGAGCCUUUCUUACGCCACCCACGAAAGGCAGCAGCUGAUGCUGCAGCAGCUGCAGCAGCAGCAACAACAGCAGAGACAGCAACAGAAGCAGAACCGGCAGUUGAACCAGGCGAAGUUUCUGCAGUGAAGCAGCAGCAGCUGGCCCUGCAGCAGCAUUUGUUGGAGUGGCAGAUACAGCAACAGACCACGCAGCAGCAGCAGCAAGAGCAGCAGCAGCUGCAGCAGGAGAUGCUGGAGCCGCACGUAGUGAUAGGUCUAUCUGGGCAGCUGAUGGUGUACCCGUCUUAUGUGCUGCUGCCUCCUGGCGGCUCUGCUGUCUUCCUGGUGACGUUGAGGGCCGCCCAUCCCCAGUCGCUUCACUCUGUUUUGUUUGAGAUGCAUAUUGCGUUCUAUGGGCAGCUGGAGACGCUGGAGGGCAGCGCGUUAGUCCCGGUUGCAGUGGAGGCUCGCGUGGCUCUGCCGAUGCUCCGCCUCAGCAGCCACCACCUACUGCUGCCGCCUCUCUUCCUGCUGCAGCAGCGGCUGCUGCAGCAGAAGCUGACGCUGUACAACGACGGAGACAUCCCCGUUCGAGUCCGCUGGACCUCCCCGUCAUCUCUUAUAGAUCAACAAACCCAGGAACAGCAGCAGCAGCAGCAGCAGCAGCAACAGCAGCAGCAGCAGGUGUGGGGGUCGUUUGCGCCGGUGGUAGCUCGCAAUAGGAAUUGCGGCUUGUUGCUGUCUCUGUCUCCUGCUGAUUUUAUCUUGGGCCCGCGCAGCAGCAAGACGGCGGACAUCUGCUGCCUCGGCCUUGCGGUGUCUCCUCAUCUCGAGGCGAGGGCCUACUGCAGCGGGGACGGGCUGCUGCUGCCGCUGCAGGUCUCCUUUGCUGCUGCAUGCAGCGGCGCCUCCGUUACAUACGCCCUCUUCUCGCAGCAGCAACUUAACGCUGCUGCACAGCUGCUGCAGCAAACCCGGGAGCAGCAGCAGAAGCAGCAGCACCACCACCACCACCGCAGCCGACUUCAGGGGAAUCAACAGCAGGAGGAACAGCAGGAGCAUCAACAAGAGCAGCACCAAGCUCAUGUAGAGGGUAAAAGAAGAGGAGUAAGAAGCGCUGUUGCUGCGCUCAAGGGUGCGGGCAUCGGUCGCUGGGGCUCGCUGCAGCAGCAGGGAGACGAGGGGAAGCAGCAGACAGAGACAGAGAGAGAGACCGCAGAAGAAGUGAUAACGGAGACAGUUGCAGCAGGAGGAGACAGCGCCUUUCUUUAUCUCCUCGUAGUCAAUACCUCGCCCAUACCUGCAUUCCUUAAGCUCCAGGCCCGCACACACACAUAUCAGCAGCAGCAACAGCAGCAACAACAACAGCAGCAGCAGCAGCAGCACCAGCUGAAGCAUCCUAUACACUGGGACGAAGGCAGACCAGCUGGUGCCUUCAACUGCCCCGACUGCAGCAGCAGCAGCAGCAACGCAUUCUGCGACGAGAGGGGCUGCAGCAGCAGCAGCAGCAGGGGAAUCAUAUCCCCCUGGGCAUCCCUAAUGGAACCGUGCUCGACAGCGCGCACGGACAGCAGCAACAAAAGCAGCUGCAGCACCACGAGCAGCAGCAGUAGCAGCAGCACGAACAGCAGCAGCAGAUGCAACAGCAGCCGUAGUAACAGCAGCAACAACGCCAGAGCGUUGAUUUCCUCUUCACCAACUGCUGAGGCCUUGCUGCUCCAGGCGGCUUCUUGUGCUGCUCCCCCUGAGCUGCGACAACUGCUGCCUGGUGGACUGGGUAGAGAGCGGCCCUUCUUUAAGGCGGCUUCGGGUGUACGUACACUGCAGGCAGCAGCAGCGCGGCAACGGCGGCAGAAGCUGCACCGCGUAACCCAAGGGGGCUUAGUACUAAUUCCACACCCCGAAAGCAGUUUGCUGCUGCAGCAGCAGCAAGCUGUGCUGCUGGCAGUCGAGAUGUUUGCUGCUGUCCCUGCAAACUUUGCUGCUAGCCUGCAGCUCUGUCUAGAGCCUUCUCAGCAGCACCUGCAGCAGCAACUGCAGCAGCAUCUGCAGGACCAACUGCAGCAGCAACUGCAGCAGCAUCUGCAGCAACAUCUGCAGCAGCUGCUGCAGGGCCAGUAUCAGCAGCAAAUGGUAAAUAUUCAUCUCAAGGUGCCAGUGCGAGGUCCGCUGCUGCUGCUGCCCCCCCUGCAGCAGCGCCUCCGCCUUCGCAGCGGGCUGCCGCCUCUGAUCACCGCUCAGGUGGUGCUGCAGCAGCAACCCUUGGAAGCAACAAAGCAGCAGCAGCAGCACCUGCAGCAGCAGCAGCAACUUCAGCAGCUUGCAUGCCUCACUUCGUAUAGAAAACGAGAGAGACUCAUCCCCCUGAAGACUGCCUUCUACAGCAAGCAUUUUCCCCACACAGCAUCAGCAGCAACAGACGUGCAGCAGCAGCAGCAGCAACAACAGCAAGAGGAUGAAGAGCAGCGCGUAAGCUUUAAAGUGGAGAAUAACACCAACCAGUGGCUGCGUGUUCAGUGGCUGCUAUAUGACGUUGGCCUUUGGGAAAUGCAGCAGCAGCUGCAGCAGCAGCUGCAGCAGACAGCAGCUCUGAAGGGGUUAGCAGUUGAGGCACUGCGUCGGCGCGCAGUUGACACGGCCCGAGAGGCUGCAGCAGCAGAAGCAGCAGCAGCAGCCGCAGAAGCAGCAGCAGCAGCAGCUGCUGCUGCCCCCCCCGUGCCGCCCGCUGGUGGUACGCGAAAACCAGUGAGGUCGCAGCAAGCAAAAGCCCCUGACAUGGCUGCUCUGGCAGCAGCAGCAGCAGCUGCUGCUGCUGUCGCUGCUGAGGAGGCCUCGUUCAAAGCAACAGAAGCUUCGGCAGCCGCUGCUUCUGCUGGCAUACAAGAAGCCAGCAACGGGUGGCGGGCAUUGGCAGCAGCAAACGCACCAGAAGCAAAAACAGCAGAAGCAGCAGAAGCAGCAGAAGCAGCAGCUGGAGCAGCAGCAGGAACAGAAACAGGCAAUCUGAGAGAUGCUGCAGUAGUAGCACCUUCACCGCUGGGGGUUCCUGCUGAAGGUCAGGGUUGCAGAGGCGCAGCAGACGUGGGAGACAGAGCAGCAGCAGAAGCAGCACCAGGAGCAGCAGCACCAGCAGCACCAGCAGCAACGGCUUUACAAGGAAGGCUGCAAGCAGCAGCAGCAGCAGCAGGAGAAGGCGACGCGAGUGUUGCAGCAGCAGCACGGCAUGUAGCAGCAGUGUCUGAGGAGAAUGGCUCUGCGCUGGUGCCGCCUGAGCAUUGUUUAGUUAGUGCAGCAACUCUUGCUGCCCACGAGACGCGGCUUGUUGCUGCUGCUGCUGCUGUCGUCAGCGCCCUUGAAGCCGCUGCUGAACCGACCUUUGAGGCCAUAUUACAACAAGCAGAAACAGAUGUGGCAGGAGCUGCAGCAGCAACUGCAGCAGCAGCUGCAGCAGCAGUUACUGCACCCACUGCAGAAGCACGUGAAUCAGCGGCAGCAGCAGAAGCUGUUGCUGCUGCUGCUGCUGCCUCUUCUGGUUUAGUUGUUCCUUGCAUAGACCCUUCUCCUUGUCUUAUCGCCCCCUACGGCAUAGUGGAGGUGUCGCUGCGGUGCGGGGCUCUGCAGCAUACCCCCGGCAUAUACAGGCUGAGGGCAGUGGCGCUCGCGCAGCCCAUCCCUGCUGAGAUAGCAAGACAGGAAGCAGCAGCAAAAGCAACAGCAGCAGCAGCAGCAGCAACGCGAACGGCACCUGCUGCCCCUGCUUCUCCUGCUCCUGCUCCUUCUGCUUCUGCUACUGUUGCUCCAGCUGUUGCUGCUGAAGCUGCCGCUGCUGUUGCCUCUGCUGCUGCUUCUGCUCAAGCAGGUGUUAUGGCGGGGCCGAGUGUUUGUGCUGCUGCGCCGCUAGUCAUUGACCUCAGCGUCUGCACGCGGCCUCCUAGUUUGCGUGUGGCUUGUGGGGGGGAUGUCUCGUCAGCAGCAACAACGCCCACUGCAGCAGGAGCAGCACCAACAGCAGAAACAACAGCAGCAGCAGCAACCGAAGCUGCAGCCGAAGAAGCAACUGAAACGGAUGACUUGGGCACGCUUUGGUUCGCUGCGGCGGAAACAGCAGCAGACACAAACGACAGCAACACCCCAGAAGAUACCGCUGCUGCUGCUCCAGCUGCUGCUGCUCCAGCUGCUGCUGCUCCCGUUGCUGCUGCCCGGCUCCAUAAGGAGCUGCUGCUGCAGCCCGCCAGACACUGCGCUUCCGUCCGCUGCGCUAUUUCCCUAACAGGAAAGGCCUUCAAACUUGUCAAGGCUGAGCUUCUGUCCGUGCAGCCGCACAGACAGAAGCAGCAGCAGCAGCAGCAACAGCAACAGCAGCAACAGCAGCAGCUAGAACUGCCUCUCACAAAACAGUUGGCGCUGACUAUCCAGCGGCAGCAACAGCUACGGUUGGUGGUGGAGUUUUCUCCCCCCUCAGAGGAUGCAGGGCAGCAGGGAGGUGAUAGCAGCAGCUGGUGUAGGAGCAGCUGCAGCAGCUGCAAUAGCAGCAGCAGCUGUUGCUGCUGCAAUGGUGAGUUGAGUAUUACCUAUCCAGCAGCAGCGCCUCCUUGCUGCGAUACCGAAGACGCAAGAUUAGCUCGUCUUCUGCUGUCGCUGACACAGCAAACAAAGCAGCAGCAGCAACUUCGGCCGGAGCAGCAGCAGAAGCAACAGCAACAACAAGAGCAGCAAGCAGCAGACAGCGAGGAUCCCCUUUGCACGGCUCUCCUUAGCGGCAUCCUUCGGCUCUUGCGACCCCAAGAAGAUCCCCGGGCUUUCUUGUCUUUGGGCCUUGCUGCCCUUCGGCAACAGCAGCAGCAGCAACAACAACAAGACCUGCAGGAGCAGCAAGAGCAGCAGGAACAGCAGAAAGAAGAGCCCAAUAAGCAGUUGCUGCCACUGCAGCAGUGCGAACAACUGCUGCAGCGCCUCGACGCGCUGUGGUCCGUUGCUUCAGAAGCAGCAGCUGCUGGCCUUGCAGCUCGAGGGGCCUCCGCCCCCUCCACAGCUCUUCGUUGCUGCAGUAGCAGCAGCAGCAACAGCAACGCAACAGCAGCUGCAGCAGCAGUAGCCCCUGCUGCUACUGCGGGUGCAACAGGGCCGGAGACGACGCAGGUGGUGUCUUUAAUAGGCCUCUGCAGGAAAGCAGUGCUGCUGCUAUGGGCUCCGCCGCAUCCGUGCACAGCAGCAGCAGCAGCAACAGCAGCAGCACCUAGAGGAGCUUGGGCUACCUACUGCGACCCCAACGCCCCCCUGCUGAUUGACUUCGGCACUACUCACAUCGAUGCCCGCAGGCGGCCCAGCAGACUGCUGCAGCUACGCGCCGUAGCCACAGCAACUGUUCAUUGGCAGUUCAGCCUAUGCAGCAGCACCGGCAGCAGAAGCAGAAGCGGCAGCAGCAGCAGCAGAAGCAGAAGCAGCAGUAGCAGCAGCAGGAGCAGAAGUAGCAGCAGCAGCAGCAGCGGCAGCAGACGCGAGGAGUUCGAAGCUGGUUUUGUGUCGGCUGAGGAAGAGACGAAAGGAGAAGAGGAGGCAUUCAUGCUGGUUCCUUCUGCUGGCUCUCUGCCCGGCAUCAACGCGGAAGAAACGAACAGCAGCAGCGGCAGCAGAAGCAGCAGCAACAGCAGCGCCGUCAUUUGCAUAUAUUUCAAGCCAUCUCACCUCGGCCUUCACUAUUCUUUAUUCCGGCUGUCUGCCCCCUCUUCCCCUCCUCAGUUCAUAGCCUUCAGAGGCGUUGCCUCAGCAGACGAAGCGGCUGACGUCUCCGCCACUUUGGGCCUCAACAGCAACCCCGUAGACCCUAAACCCUAA